Molecule: messenger RNA, 3129 nt
Organism: Monopterus albus (swamp eel)
Lineage: Eukaryota; Metazoa; Chordata; Actinopteri; Synbranchiformes; Synbranchidae
Gene: tmem67
Product: transmembrane protein 67
Exons: 29
Coding region: 32-2992 (986 amino acids)
Biological process (GO): cilium assembly
Cellular component (GO): ciliary transition zone; MKS complex
Source: RefSeq, a predicted model, not a curated record
UAGGGUAAAAAGAGGAAACACAUUGUUUACCAUGGCGACGAGGACGCUACAUUUUGUUGUUAACAGAUGCAGAGUGUCCGUAACAUUAUUUCUAUUAAUAUAUAUAGAUUUGCUUGACUGCCAGCAGUUUAUCAUCCCCUACAAAUCUCCCUCGGAUUGCGGCGUGGAAGAAUUAUUCGAUAUCUCGAGUCUGUUGUGUGUGAGCUGCGGUCCAGAUCAGAGACGGAGCACAACAGGACUGAGCUGUAUUUGCAAAACUGGAUACCAAACUCUCACCACUGAUAAGACAUCCAUUACUUGUCAGCUAUGUCCUGCUGACAAACCUGCAGUAACAAAAGAUGGGUUUGGGUGUAUUCGCUGUCCUGGUAGUCUCAGUGAUGAGGGGACAUGCCAGUGCCCACCAGGCAGUAUCCUGGUGGAGAGAGGUGACAAUGGAACCCUUUUGGAUGCAGCCAGGUGUGAAAUGUGUAAUGGAAAUAGCCCUGCUUUGUCUGUACCAAACAGCAGUGGAAACAGGUGUGAAAGAUGUCAGGCUUCCUUCAUUGCCACCUCCUGUGAGUGUAACCCUCCAAACGUCCUGGGAGGAGGAUUAUGUUUCCCUUCAGACGCCCUCUCCACCAGUGUGAAUCCCAGUGUCAGCUAUGCUCAGUUGAAGCUCAGUCUUCAGUCUGCCUGGUUUGUGCAAAACCUCUACUCCACAUCAGCAGCCUGCCUUGCCUUCUCUAACCUGACGGCAUGCCAGGCUCUCGGGAACAUGUGUGUGAUGAACAUGCAUUCAUUCAGCGGCAUAUCCACUGAUGCCUGUGGUCUCUUUAAUGCCAUUUAUAAAUCAAGGGCUGCUGCAAGCUCAACUCAAGACAUUUCCUACUGGAGAGCUAAUCUGCCCUGGCUUUACUAUGGGGAGGAGCCUGGACUGGCCAGUCGAGUGCUUCAGACCAAUCCUGUUCCCAUUGGAUUCAGUUUCCGAGGGCCAAAGAAAAACAUUGACAUUAAGCUGCGUGCUGCUGUCUAUAAUGUCAGAGGAGAGUUCAUCAGAUGGGAACUAGUAGGAGGAGGUAAUCUCCAGCUGUGUCCAGAAAGAGCCACCAAACAGGCAGCAGCCUUCAGCUUUGGAACCUCUUACCAGGAAAGUUGUGAGCUUUCAGUAGAAAAGCUGUUGGAUACCCAUCCUGAGCCAUUGUUCUACGAUGUGUUUAUGGACCUUGGUGGAGAAAAGGACACAAAACUUCUCCCUCUGCCCACACUAGUCUAUAACCAGCAAUACAAUGGACGGUUCAUCAACCAAGAGAACAUAAAGGAGUGGUACCUGUCUCGACGGAUGUUUCUUGUUGACACGCUGAGCGGAAGAGAGAAGAGUACGAGUUACCAGCCUAAAGUCAUCCGUGUGGCCAGCAGUGUCAAAAUUAGGUUCUUGUUGGUUCCGCGAACCCAGGAAGGACAGGUAUAUCCCCCUCUAAUGACUGUGACCUACAGUGACAUUCUCCUCACAGAUAUCAAGACACAGACUGUGUCUACCACUUUUGCUGUGGAAUAUGAGAUGGAUCAGAGUGAGGCUCGCCUAAAGGAAGAUACUGCUCUGGGUGUGAUUGGUGGCGUGGCCGUGCUUUACUCUCUCCUGAAAACAGUCAGCUGGAAGAGGAGGAUUGCCUCUCCUCUCAUUGAUCUGGGGACUGUGCUGAAGUUUCUGUUGUUUUACGCUGGAGAUCUGGCCAACGUUUUCUUUGCUGUCACUGUGGGAAUUGGACUUUACUGGCUCAUCUUUUACAAGACAUUAAAGGCCCAGCAGUUUGUAUCAGUGCUGUUACCGCUGCCUGAUCAGGAGAAACAGUUUGUGACGUACAUUGGUUGUGCCUUCGCUCUCAAGGCUGUCCAGUUUCUCCACAAGCUGAUUGUUCAGGUGUCAGUCGACGUGUUCCUUAUCGACUGGGAGAGGCCACGAAGCCAAGCUAGCAGGACUGUGCAAGCUUCUGGUGAGGCGAAACGUGACACUUCUCCGAUCAGCAUCUGGAGAACCUACUUUGUGGCCAACGAAUGGAACGAGAUCCAGACCAUCCGCAAGAUGAGCCCGACUUUUCAGAUCAUGGCUGUGCUCUUCUUUCUUGAAGUGCUGGGUUUCUCUAAUCUUGCCCUGAGGGACCCCUGGUCAUCUUUACAGCGCUCCUCACAGGCGUACACCCCUUCAUACAGCCUGACUCUGCGCUAUGGUCUGGCAGCCACUCUGUGGCUCUGUAUCGGACUCUUGCAGGUGAUUUUCUUCACUGUGUUUUAUGAGCGCUUUGUAGAGGACAAAAUCCGUCAGUUUGUAGAUCUCUGCUCCAUCAGCAAUAUUUCUGUUUUGCUGUUGUCUCACCGUUGUUUUGGCUACUACAUCCAUGGGCGUUCAGUUCAUGGGCAUGCAGAUACAAAUAUGGAAGAAAUGAACAAUAAUCUGAAGAGAGAGGGCGCAUCCCUGUGUGGCCAGAGAGGACUGCUUCCCAACACAGAUGUCCAAACCUUUCAGGUCUCUAUUACCAACCGUCUGCGGUUACAGUAUGACAGGAUACACGAGCCUUUCAAGAGGGGGAACACCCCAUCACGACUGACGGACGCAUCCACGGUCAAUGGGGUUGACAAAAUCAAGGCCUACUACACCAUGAACCACUUCCUGGGAUCCAUUAUAGACCAUGCCUACCCUGACAUGGACUAUAUAGUGAAGGACAAGCUGAUGUUGGAGCGGGUCAUAGGGAUGGAGUUCCUAGAACCCACUGAGAAAAGCAUCUUUUACAAUGAUGAGCCACACUCCUUCAGUGAUGUGCUGUUCUAUGGAAAUGAGGCCACGUUACUGAUCUUUGACACUUUGUUCUUCUGUGUUGUCGACCUCGGCUCUCAGAGCUUUGUACUUGCAGCUGUGCUUACAUACAUACAGCAAAUGAUAUUUUGCCUGAUCCGUGAUGUUCUCGGAAGGAAGAACCUCGCCCGCAAGACUAUGGUGGAUGAGAGAUUUCUGAUAUAAAAGUCCAUAAGUCCAUGCUAAGUAGUUGAUAGUGAGAGUGAUGUUUCUGCUCUUUUUUGUACUUGAACAUAUACAGCCUUUUCCUUGCAGUUUCUUGAUGUAAAUAUCAGUUUUUGUAAAGAUAUGGAUGUUUCUAU